AUGAGUUGUACAGAAUUUUCACAAGCAUUGGAAAAUCAAGCACCUUCAGUUCAACUUGGUCCCAUUCCAAGGCGUUCGGAGAGGUCACACAGCUUUGUUCAAGGAAAACAUAAUUCAUUGGACUCAAAAAUCGAACAUCAUGUACAAAGGAAAUGUCCUCUGCCUUCUGUACCUCAAAUAAAUACAAAUACUGUCUCAAAUUCGGAUAGUUUGUCAUCAACUUCAUCAUAUGUCAGUAGUGAUCAGUUUGUUAAUGAUUUCCUCAAUAGCCCUAGGCCAGAAAUCAAGAGAAGAAGAAAACGAUUAUCGAGUAUCUCUUUGGAAUCUCCUCCACCCGACAUCCUCACAUAG
Messenger RNA from Trichomonas vaginalis G3, 351 nucleotides. RefSeq lists its product as uncharacterized. The coding region runs from base 1 to 351 and encodes 116 amino acids. The transcript has a single exon. Lineage: Eukaryota; Parabasalia; Trichomonadida; Trichomonadidae. The record is from RefSeq and is a predicted model, not a curated record.